UGUAAAGGAAAUGUUGAAGUUAUAUAGCAUUAUCCUACAAAAGUUUACCUUUUUCCAGUAAGGCUGGGGUAAUUGUAGCAAAAUAAAUUCACGAACACCACCAGCCCCCCAACCAAUAAAAACUGCUUCUUUUUUUUUUUUUUUUAAUUUUUUUAAGUAAGAGGGGGAAAUCGAACUUAAGACAUCGAAUCGGGUGCAUAGGUAAAUCUUCUUAAUCGUGGCAUCCUUAACCACUUGGGGCCGUAAAAUUAUUAGUAAAAAUUACUCAUGAGUUUGUGGGAACCCGCCACAAAAGAGAACGAACAACUAAAACAUAAGCCGAAACGCAGCGUUUCGUUCGUCUCUAAUCUCUUUCGACUCUACUGUCUUCGAACAGUGAGCCAGAUACAGCAUCCCAGCACCUCAGCUCUCUCUCAGUCCUCAGUCAGUCCAAACUCCAAAGUCGUCUUCUCUAUUCUCUUCUUCUCCGAUAACCCAAAUUCCCCCCGUUGCAGCUUGCAGGCCUCCUUCGAACGGCGACGUAUCGAGUCUCUUUCUCUUCUCUUGUUUCUCGGCGAACCAGGCAGUUGGUUUAGAUAAUGGAUUACACUUGUCAAGGGAAAAUAUUAGAGAUAAGUGACAAGGAAGAAAUAUUUGACGCAAUUGAUGAACUAAAAGUGGGAAUGGAGGUGUCUAAUGAAGCUGAAGCUUACAAUCUAUGCAACACCUAUGCCUUUAGGAAAGGUUUUAGUAUUCGUAAAGGGAAUAUUCGAAGAGAUGCGCAAAAUAAGGUCAGGCAAAGGGACUAUUUUUGUUCAAAAGAAGGGUUUCAAUCAGAUGAAGAUUUGUGUGAAGUGAAAAAGGUGAGAAGAUUAGACACAAGAACAGGUUGUAAGGCUCUAAUUCGAUUCACCGCGGAUAAUGGUAUAUGGAAGAUCAGUCACAUCAAUCUAGAUCAUAAUCAUGAGUUUGCUAAGCCUGAAGAAAGACAAUUUCUACGAUCAGGUCGACAUAUACCACGUGUCCGUGCAGGUAUGCUUGGCCCUAAGGUUGAUGAGAGUACAAGACCAACAAAAUCAUACUCUUACUUGGGAAAAAAGUUUGGCAAUGCUGAGAAUGUUGGGUCCACUAAUAAAGAUUGUCUUAAUUAUUUGCAAAGGAAUAAGGAAGAAAUGCUAGAAGGAGGGGAUGGGCAAAGUUUGAUAAAUUAUUUUAAGCAUAAACAAAUGGAGGAUCCAAGUUUUUUCUACAGUGUUCAAGUGGAUCAAUUUAAUCGGAUCACAAAUUAUUUUUGGAGAGAUGGUAGAUCAAAGUUAGAUUAUGAUUGCUUUGGAGAUGUUGUAUGCUUUGACACCACAUUUCGAACCAAGAAAUACAAUCUAAUUUGUGCUCCAUUUGUGGGUGUUAAUCAUCACUGCAAGAAUGUCUUAUUUGGUUGUGCUUUUGUAUCGGAUGAGAGCACUGACUCAUUUAUUUGGUUGUUUGAAACAUUUUUGGAGUCCAUGGGAUAUAAGCAACCGAAAACCAUUUUCACAGAUGUGGGUAAUGCAAUGGCAAAUGCAAUUGUGGUUAUGCUUCGAGAGACACGCCAUCGCCUAUGCAUAUGGCACAUAUCUAAGAAUGCUACACAAUAUAUUGGAUCUCAUUAUUCUAAUCACGAGUUCAAGGAGCACUUUAACAAAUGCUUUCACGAUUGUCUCACUGAAGCGGAAUUUGAAGCUACAUGGAAUGACUUGAUUAGAAAGUUCAACCUUGAGAGCAAUUCGUGGCUGCAAGAGUUAUAUUCACUUAGAGAAAAAUGGUGUCCUGCUUUUAGCUUAGACACUUUUACAGCCAAUAUUAGAUCCUCCAAUAGAGGUGAGAGCAUAACCAGUACAUUCCAUCAAAUUUCUACAAAAACAAUGGAUCUCAUUGGUCUUGUACAGCAUUACGAGAAAAAAACAAAAGUGGUGCGGUCAGCAGAGUUGGAAGAGGAUUUUCGUUGUAAAAAUGGUAUGCCUCAUCUUAGAGCAAAUAGUGGUAUCUUUAAGCAUGCAGCUUCUGAGUACACAAUUAAAAUGUAUUCAUUCUUUGAAAAUGAGCUUAUGAGUAUCUUUGGGGUGAGGAUGAUAGAAGUUGGUAAUGAUGGCAACCAAUAUAUUUAUGAAGCAAUUGAAGAAGGUCAUCCAAGAGUCUACAUUAUUGAAUAUAACUCCGCUACUUCCAUGGUUUCUUGUUCUUGUAAGUUAUUUGAAUCCAUAGGAUUGUUGUGCCGUCAUGCCCUAAAAGUAUUGGAUUUAAAAAACUUCACAAGCAUUCCGACCAGGUACAUAGAGAAGAGAUGGACUAAAGGGGCAAAGAAAAGGAUUGUGGAGAGUAGUCAUUUAUAUGAGUCGUCAUAUAAAAUGGGGAAGUCUGCUCAAUCAUUGCGCCUAAGUGAGUUGAUGCAUGAAGGAAAUAAUGUUUUCAGUAUAGGCUCAUUGUGUGAUUCAGGAACGAGAAUUGUUAAACAGAAGUUGGUGGAGGCCAUGAAGUUGCUUGAAAGUGAUGAGGAAACUACAUCUUUGCAGGGAAAUUUGAACAAAGUAGAUGAUCAAUUUGUUCGUGAUGUGCUUGAUAACUGAAGGUAUUGACUCUCCUACUUGCGAGGGCCAAACAAAUUGUACUUUGUUGUGUAAGGUUUCGGAACAUGGUUUUGUUUCUUCCUUUUUUCUUUUUUGGGUCUCUUUAGGUUGAAGCUGUCAUUGUACAUAUUUUCGUUUCAGGUCACAGCUCCCUUAUGUUAGAAAUAUUCUGUUGUAGUGCUCCUUAUAUGUAUGUGCUUUGUAUUGGAGUUUAUUAACUUUGGUCAGUUUGGGAUGAAUUUAAGUAGCAUAUCCUUUUGGUCUAUGAUAUUUUGUGGUUCUUUCUUCUUA
Messenger RNA from Prunus persica (peach), 2873 nucleotides. RefSeq names its product protein FAR1-RELATED SEQUENCE 5. The coding region runs from base 579 to 2582 and encodes 667 amino acids. The record is from RefSeq and is a predicted model, not a curated record. The transcript is spliced from 2 exons. Gene Ontology annotation, molecular function: zinc ion binding. Gene Ontology annotation, biological process: regulation of DNA-templated transcription. Lineage: Eukaryota; Viridiplantae; Streptophyta; Magnoliopsida; Rosales; Rosaceae.